ACGCUACACCCGCCGGAUAUGACCUAUGCGCUGUGUGACUGGUAGCUGGGUGUCGUCUACGGUCUGCUCUGCUGUAGUUGGAUGAAUCAGUCGACGUUGACAGUCCUUGGGAAAUGACUGUGCUUUUGUAGUAACGGGCUAACUGUACUGUAGCUAGACCGUUAGCGGCUUGUCGCGUGUUUAGGAUUACGGUAGCCAAAGGAGAAGACUUCGAGUGCCAACGCGUUUUCUGGGAAAACCUCUGUUGUUCACAAGCCUUAAUAUUUUUUACAAGAUGACACCUGCAAUGUUUUCCGGGAAAUUAAGCUAACUUAACUUUAGCUAGAUUAGCUAGCUAGUCGUCAACUUGUGAAUGUCCUAACUUAGUCAGCGUGCGGGCCACAACUCCGCGAUUCAUCAGAAAGGGGAGCUAGCUCGGGGGUAGCUAGCUGUAGACGCCGUAUUAGCCGGGUAGCAUAGCUGCGUGGACUUCACUCUGUCAGUUUGGCUAGCAUAGUGACGCUAGCCGGUUGCGAUUAGUAAUAUGAAAAAGGCGCAGUCCGAGACAUUGGGUUUUGAUCCGCAAAAAGACAUUGUAUACAACAAACUGCUGCCGUACGCAGACAGAUUAGAUGGUGAGUCCAAUGACAUUUUAAGUAAAAUAAAGGGAAACUUGGGCCGAGCUGUUCAGCUCAGGGAGAUCUGGCCCGGUGUGCUGUUCUGGACCAGGAAACUUUCCACGUACAUGAGGCUAUAUGGACGCAAGUUCAGCAAAGAAGACCAUGUGCUGUUCAUCAAGUUGCUCUAUGAGCUAGUGACGAUCCCCAAACUGGAGAUCAGCAUGAUGCAGGGCCUUGCCCGGCUUCUUAUCAAUCUACUCAAGAAAAGGGAACUACUGUCAAGGGAGGACCUUGAGUUGCCGUGGAGACCACUGUAUGAGCUACAUGAUAGGAUUCUGUUUUCAAAGACGGAGCAUCUGGGCCUCAACUGGUUUCCAAAUUCUCCACGGCCUCGUUCAUCCUCUAAACUCAUUAUGAUAAAAUUGGUUCAGAGGUGUUCUGUGGAAAGUGUGUUGAAAAAUCUUGUGAAAAGCUGCAGGCCAUACUUUCCGGAGUCGGCCACUCAGGAGAUGCUGGAUGAGUGGAGACCACUGCUCUGUCCCUUUGAUGUCACCAUGCAAAGAGCAAUUAACUACUUUGAGCUUUUUCUCCCCACAACUCUGCCUCCAGAGCUGCACCACAAGGGAUUUAGGUUGUGGUUUGAUGAGAUGAUCUGUUUAUGGGUGUCUGUGCAAAAUCUUCCAAGUUGGGAAGUACAUCUCGUCAAUCUGUUUGCCCGCUUGGCUAAUGACAACAUUGGUUACAUUGACUGGGAUGCUUAUAUUCCAAAGAUUUUUACAAGAGUUUUGAGGAGUUUAAAUCUUCCUGUGGGAACCAGUCAGAUGAUAGUACCACGAUAUGUCACCAAUGCCUACGACAUCAGCCAUGUGGUGCUCUGGGUCUCAUCCCUCCUGGGGGGACCCAGCAAACAAGCCCAAGCACAGCUCAGUGGCCUUUUCAACAGUAUUACGUCCUUCUUUCACCCAUCAAACCAUGGCCGCUGGUUGAUGAAGCUCAUGAAGCUGCUGCAACGCCUCCCGGCUAGCGUGGUGCGGCGGCUGCACCGCGAGCGCUACAGAAAGCCCACGUGGCUUACACCGAUACCAGACAGUCACAAGCUCACAGAGGAGGAUAUCACAGACUUUGUGGAGAGUAUGAUGCAGCCGGUUCUGUUGGCCAUGUUCAGCAAGACAGGCAGUCUAGAUGCAGCCCAGGCCCUGCAAAACCUGGCUCUAAUGAGGCCUGAGCUGGUGAUUCCUCCUGUGCUGGAGAAAACGUACCCUGCUCUGGAGACGCUAACAGAGCCCCACCAGCUGACCGCGACUCUGAGCUGCAUGAUUGGAGUAGCACGAAGCCUUGUGUCAGGCGGACAGCGGUUUCCCGAGGGGCCCACUCACAUGUUGCCGCUGCUCAUGAGGGCUCUGCCAGGAGUCGAUCCAAAUGACUUCAGCAAGUGCAUGAUCACAUUCCAAUUUAUUGCAACAUUUGUGACUCUUGUGCCUUUGGUGGACUGUUCGUCUGCUCUACAUGAAACAACAAACUUGACAGAGGUGGAACGAGAGAUGUGCUCGGCCUCAGCUGAGUUUGAAGACUUUGUGCUUCAGUUCAUGGACAGAUGCUUUGCCCUGAUAGACAGCAGCACUCUAGAACAAACCCGAGAGGAAACAGAAACAGAGAAAAUGACUCACUUGGAAAGUCUAGUAGAGCUUGGCCUGUCCUCCACCUUUAGCACUAUCCUCACGCAGUGUUCCUUAGACAUCUUUAAGGUGGCUUUAGAAAAGGUGUUCAACUUUGCAACAACCAACAUCUUUGAGACCCGCGUAGCUGGGAGAAUGGUAGCUGACAUGUGCAGGGCUGCCUCCAAGUGCAACCCUGCAGAGUCACUCAAGAUGUUUGUGCCACACUGCUGCAAUAGCAUAAACCAAAUCGCUGUCAAUGAAGAAGUGUUGAAUGAAGAGGAGCUUGACAAGGAGUUACUGUGGAAUCUCCAGCUGCUGUCUGAGGUGACUCGAGUGGAUGGUGACAAAAUCCUUCCCUAUCGCUCCCACCUAGUCCAGAUUUUGCAGUUGACCCUUCACCUCAAGUGUAAGCAAGGUUAUACGCUGGCCUGCAACCUGCUCCACCACAUCCUACGUUCUUCUGCCCUCAUCUACCCCACGGAGUACUGCAGUGUGCCUGGAGGCUUCCAUAAACCAAUCAGUGACUACCUGCCCAUCAAGGACUGGGGUCGGCCUGGAGAUCUGUGGAAUUUAGAUAUCCGGUGGCAUGUCCCCAGUGUCGAAGAGACCUCCCUUGCUUUUUAUUUACUGGACCUAAUCCUCCAGCCCGAACUUCGGCGCCUUCAGAGAUUUGCACAGGGAGAGCAGGACAUGAGCAGAGAUGAUGUACUGCAGAGCCUGACCAUUGUCCAGCAUUGCCUCUUAGGAGCUGGGAGUUUGAUGCCUCCACUGACAGGAGAACCCAUUCCUGAACUGGUCCAUAGCAUGGUGAGUCUAGAGGAAACCUUACUUUACACUGGAAUGGACUAUGAUGAAUCCAGAGAAAACUACAGGGACGCUAUCUGUCGUGUUAUGAGACAGCUGCUGCAUUUCAUCCUGGAGCACUCUGAAGAUGACACAAAGUCUCUGUUCUCUAUUAUCAAGAUUAUCAGUGACCUCUUGCACUUCAAAGGUUCUCACAAACAUGAGUUUGACUCCCGCUGGAAGAGCUUCAACCUUGUGAAGAAAUCGAUGGAAAACAGACUUCAUGGCAGAAAGCAGCACAUCAGAGCUCUGCUGAUCGAUAGAGUCAUGCUCCAACAUGAAUUGAGAAAGCUGACAGUUGAAGGAUGUCAAUACAGGAGCAUUCACCAGGAGCUAAUGAGAGAUCUAUUGAGGCUUUCCACUAGCACCUAUAGUCAAGUGCGCAGCAAAGCUCAAAAUGUGUUGUUUACUGCACUGGGGACCUACAAUUUCUGUUGCCGAGAUCUGAUCCCGCAUGUCCUAGAGUUUCUCAACCCAGACAACGGCAGCGUUACACAACAGCAGUUCAAAGGUGCCUUGUACUGUCUUUUGGGGAAUCACAGUGGGGUGUGCUUGGCCAACCUGCACGACUGGGAGUGCAUUACCCUGACAUGGCCCGGUAUUGUACGCUCCGGCCUCAGCUCAGCUAUGUCUCUGGAAAAGCCUUCCAUCGUGAGACUCUUUGACGACCUUGCGGACAAAGUCCAUCGCCAGUACGAGACCAUCGGACUCGACUUUUCUAUCCCUGAUGCGUCCUGUGCUGUGGCCAAACAACUUAUGAUCACUGGCAAUCCCUAUCCUAAAGAGCCUGUUCCUUCAGAGAAUGACACAGCUGAGGGGCUAAAGAGACAGGAGCUCAAGAACACAGACUCUGUUGCGAAAUACAAGCAGCUCAUCAGUGAUCUUCUGGACUGCCUCAGCAACAGGAACCUGCCUUGGAAGUUCGAACACAUUGCAAUUGGCUUCCUGUCAUUGCUGCUGAGGGAUGACCAACAACUACCAGCACCUGCUGUUACCUUCUUUGUCAAAAGCCUCAACCACGACUCUCUCUAUGUGCGCAAGGUGGCGAUAUCAGCUGUUGCAGGCGUGAUGAAACAGAUAAAGAGACCACAUAAAAAGGUCCCCAUCAGCCCCUCUGAGCUUUGUGAGUUGAAGGAGCAAAGCGCUCUUGUAGCAGGCGAUCGCCCAGACAACCAGUGGCUCCAGUAUGACAGCAGCUGCCUGCCACGCACAGAGCAGGACUGGAACCGCUGCGUGUUUGUGGAAAAGACCCACUGGGGAUACUAUUGUUGGCCAAGGAAACUGAUGAUGUAUGCACCAGUGGAUGAGCAACCCAAACAGAACCUAGCCAGAGAGGAAAUGACUGAGUGGGAGCAAAUCAUCUUUGACCAUUUCUCAGACCCAGUCUUCAUGAACCAGUUCAUUGAAUUUCUCUCUCUUGAGGACCGUAAGGGCAAGGACAAGUUUAGCCCUCGCAGGUUCUGCUUGUUCAAGGGAUUGUUUCGCAAUUUCAGUGAUGCAUUUCUGCCUGUUCUUCGGCCCCACAUGGAGCGUCUAGUGGCCGACUCCCAUGAGAGUAAGCAGCGCUGUGUUGCAGAAAUCAUCUCUGGGCUGAUCAGAGGCUGCAAGCACUGGAGCUACUCAAAGGUGGAGAUCCUUUGGGAAUUGUUGUGUCCACUGCUCCGUACAGCUCUGUCAAACAUCACAAUAGAAACGUAUGCAGACUGGGGCACCUGCAUCGCCACAGCUUGUGAGAGCCGAGACCCGCGAAAGCUUCACUGGCUGUUUGAGAUGCUGAUGGAGUCUCCAGUCAAUGGAGAGGGAGGCUCUUUUGUUGAUGCCUGUCGUUUGUACGUGCUGCAGGGAGGCCUAGCUCAGCAGGAGUGGCGCGUUUCAGAGCUUCUCCACAGGCUGUUAAAAUACUUGGAGCCCAAACUAACACAGGUCUACAAAAAUGUACGAGAACGGAUUGGAAGCGUUCUCACAUACAUCUUCAUGAUUGAUGUCAACUUGCCAUAUACACUGCCAACCAACUCCCCGCACAUCUCGGACUUCACCGAGAGAAUUCUGGUGCAGCUGAGGCCUCUAACCGAGGGCGAUGAGGAGAUCCAGAACCAUGUGGUUGAAGAGAAUGAGGUGGGAGAGCAGGAUGAGAGGACGCAGGCCAUCAAGUUACUCAAAACAGUGCUGAAGUGGCUGAUUGCGAGUGCUGGUCGCUCCUUCUCCACAGCUGUGUCAGAACAGCUACGGUUUCUGCCGUUGUUGUUCAAGAUUGCUCCGGUUGAGAAUGACGACAGCUACGAUGAGCUGAAGAGGGAUGCUAAGACAUGCCUCUCUCUGAUGUCUCAGGGGCUCCUUUACACAGAGCAGAUCCCUAUGGUCCUCUGUACCCUGCAGGAGAUAGCUGACACUAGCUCCUGGCACGCUCGCUAUACAGUGCUCACAUACCUCCAGAUCAUGGUUUUUUACAACCUGUUCACCUUCAUGAGUGACGAAAAAGCAGUGAAUGAUGUGCGAGCACUGGUGAUACGACUGCUGGAGGAUGAGCAGCUGGAGGUUAGAGAAAUGGCUGCCACCACACUCAGUGGUUUCCUUCAGUGCAACUUCCUGUCCAUGGAUUCCCCCAUGCAGUCGCAUUUUGAGGCACUCUGCAAGACCCGCUUACCUAAGAAGAGGAAGAGAGAGCUGGGCUCUGUAGUGGACACUAUACCCUCUGCUGACCUGGUGCGACGUCAUGCUGGUGUUCUUGGAUUGAGUGCUUGUAUUCUCUCCAGCCCAUAUGAUGUGCCCACCUGGAUGCCUCAGCUGCUAAUGGACCUGAGCGCACACCUCAAUGAUACGCAACCAAUUGAAAUGACUGUGAAGAAAACGCUGUCAAACUUCAGACGUACUCACCAUGACAACUGGCAGCAACAUAAGCAGCAGUUCACAGAUGACCAGCUGCUUGUCCUCACUGAUUUGCUGGUCUCUCCCUGUUACUAUGCCUAAAACCUGUUCGGGACAGCAUCAGACUGUACAGCUGCAUCGAGGAGGAAGCUCCAGGCCUUGACUGAUGAAAGACACAGCAUCAUACUGGAAACAGAGCGGCACAUAGAACAACUGAGCGCCUGUAUUUAUGUAUUUAGCUGAUCAACAUUUCUAAUAUACUUAAUAUUUAAGGAUCAAUCAUAGCAGGAAUGAGCGGCCUGCAGUUUGUAACAUUACUGUACAGUUUUGUUUUUUCCUUUUUUUGUUUUUGUGUGCAUGUGCACGUGUGUGUGUGCAUGUGGUUGAGUGAGUGUGUGUACGCACGUGUGUGUGUGUGUGUGUGUGAGUGUGUGUUUAUAGCGUGUUUGAAGACAUCUGCUGGUGUUCCACACAUUUCUCAGGAUUAUAGCCCAAGUCUCAACUCUGAGCCAACACAAUGUCCGGUGCAGGACAUGCUCUAUCUUCCACUAGUGAAGUGUGUUACAAGCCACAGACUUAAACCUGCAACACACAAUGUUUGUGUGAAUGUUUGAUCGCUGAUCUAUCUGAUUAUAUGCAUCAUUUGAGUAUAGGUCAUGGUAUAUCAAAUAUGCACAAACAUAUUUAUUUAUUUAUUUUAUUUUUUCAAAGUGCUAAGUUUUAAUUUUUUUUUCCAUGGAAAUUACUUUUGAAAUUACGUAAAUGACUGAAUUUUUAGCAGUGGAGCCUAGUCUCAUCUUCUCUCAUGAAGGAAGGGAGAGGACACGCUCCCCACUGCUGUGCCGUGUGAUGUUUGCUGUGAGGACCUGAGCACAGUCUGAUUAAUAGUUCAUGUCUCGGUGCAAGAAAAUAACCAAACUGCCUGUCCAUAAUUGUGACCUCGUCUCUCUUAUCCUCGCUAUCAUUUCUCAUUUUUUAAAACCCUGUUAAAUGAGACAAAACGACUAUGGUUUGCUUUUGAUUUCCCCUGAUGACUUGAAAUCUGUAUACGCAUCGAAGCAUUUAGUACCUCACUUCAACAUAGUGUAGUGCCAAAACUGCAGUGAUUUUUUUUUUUAGAUAUACUGUUUGCCUAAGGAAUGAGAUCAAAAUAAAUUGUUUAUAACAAAUGCAAA
Molecule: messenger RNA, 7140 nt
Organism: Betta splendens (Siamese fighting fish)
Lineage: Eukaryota; Metazoa; Chordata; Actinopteri; Anabantiformes; Osphronemidae
Gene: psme4a
Product: proteasome activator subunit 4a
Exons: 48
Coding region: 524-6067 (1847 amino acids)
Biological process (GO): proteasomal ubiquitin-independent protein catabolic process
Cellular component (GO): cytosol; nucleus; spermatoproteasome complex
Molecular function (GO): proteasome binding; peptidase activator activity
Source: RefSeq, a predicted model, not a curated record